Molecule: messenger RNA, 1248 nt
Organism: Fusarium pseudograminearum CS3096
Lineage: Eukaryota; Fungi; Ascomycota; Sordariomycetes; Hypocreales; Nectriaceae
Exons: 5
Coding region: 1-1248 (415 amino acids)
Source: RefSeq, a predicted model, not a curated record
AUGACCGACAAAACUAUGGAGGAGAUUCCUUCUCUUCCGUUCCGAGGCAAGCCGCCCCAUGCGCGUGCUCCCGAGACGCAACAGGCAACCCCGAAACAACGACUGGCAAAGGCAGAUCCAGUUGCACCAGUUUCCAAGGCGACGUCUGCAUCAUCUCGACCUGUCGGAACCGCUCCUGCCCCUCCGUCGAAGGGCGGUCGAGCCGUCGACGACUCUGCCAAAUGCGACCCAGUCCGUAUGAAGGAGGCAUUGAUGGAUCUACGAUAUCCUCCGGAGUACACGUAUUCCAAAGACUGGAACAAAAGUCAGGUACAGCAUGCUACCAAGAUGCGCAUGCUUGAACGGGAGAAGGAGGAUCAGACCUCGUUGAUUGUUGCCUAUGGUGAUGACAAGAAGGACCUCCGAGUACGAUGCCAAGCCGUACCGUCACCCCUAGCCUCUGAUGACAAACAUCGAGACAAGACAUGGAUCUAUGUCUUAUCCCCGGAAGCGGACUCUAUCACGAAGCGCAUCACCCUCGACGAACUGCCCAAGUGGAAGGCACAAGGAUGGAAGGAGUUCCAUGUUCGUAAAAGUCCCUUGGUAGAAGGAACAGAUUUUGAGACGCGCAAAAUCUCCUUGAUACAUGAUGUUUAUACGACUGACAACCCCGUGAACGACACUUCCCGAAUUUUCAAAACUGGGAUAGCGAUCUCCGAGAAGUCAGACAAUAUCACCUGGACACCCGAACGUCUCCUUACUUCUAAGGAUGGUGCCCAAGCUGUUGUCGCAACCUCAAAGGAGUUCAUUGGACCCCUUGAUCAUGAACACAGUCAUUUGACUGCCACCUCUCGAGGCCACCACAUCAAGUACCCACGUCCCGGAAAAGUCGGCCCCGGCUGGGGCGACUACGAUCAAUACCAAGAGUGGCAGUUGCGAGGUCGAAAGGUCACAUCGGACAUGGUGCCGGAGAAGAUCUGGGAUAACUCCAUCCCUGAAACAGUAGCGUUCAACAUCAUCAAGGAUGGGCGGGCGGUUGCCGGCGAUCGUGUCAAUACUGUCAAUGAGAAGUUCGACGAAGAGGUGUUUGGUGAGAGGGUCAGCAAUCCCGUGGGUCUCUGCGAACGAAUCAAGAAGGAUGAAGAGAGAGCCCCGAACCGUUUCGACUUGGCUGGUGUCGGCAUGAAAAAGUCAUUGUCGUCUACCUCCGACUCGUCGUACCAAACCAAGUUAGGCAAAUAUCCUAUCGCGGGUGUCAGAGCAUUGUAA